Molecule: messenger RNA, 1160 nt
Organism: Vitrella brassicaformis
Lineage: Eukaryota; Vitrellaceae
Source: the annotation of a GenBank genome assembly
CAGACAGACAACGACUAGGGGCGUUCGCCGACAGGCCGCUUUUCCUUGCGGCGCGAGCAACUUUGGCCCGAGAUCUUCGCAUACCUCACCCACCUUCCCUGAGCCAUUGUGGGCGAUGCCGCAGCAAUCCGCUCUACUUCUUCCCGCGGGAGUCAUCGUCUCGGCGUUGGCCAGCACGUUUCAAUCUCCCCUGGUGGCUCGCCCGCUCGAGGCCGUCACUCCAAUCCAUUCCACAGCCCGUGGGAAGGCCACACAUUACCUCUCACAGCCCAUUGCGGCCCAGACGGGCAAUCAGGGGCAAAGCCAAGACUCUCACACUCAAUUGGACGCCGAAAAGGUCAAUCAAAAUGAAUGAUCAAAAGACCUGCUCAGCCUUCUGAAUAUGCUCUCCCUGUGUGUUGUCGCAGAGCUCUGGCAAGGACGAGCGGAACACGUCCGAGCCAUCAGACAGCACCUUGCCGUCGAGUGGUCCUCUUCCCCCAACCGAUGGUCAGAAAGGUCGUCAGCCACAACACGAGUGCAAGAGCAUCCCUCUCUGUGGGUUUGCGUGUGUGUGUGUGGGCUGGUUGCAGGUGCUCCUCUGCAAGUCAUGAACUUCAUCAACUACGGAGACGAGCAAGUCGCUGAGAAGUGGCUGGGGGUUCCUUUCCGCCGAGCUUCUGCCACCCCUGGUCAGUCAGCGAACCAGUGAUAGCGAGGCGGAAAUGAGAUCACCCCACCCACAUGUCUGUAUCGCUGUGCACCCGGUCCAUGCAGCUCCCAGCGAAGGCCCCCCUCCAAUCACAAUCACUGGACUGGAGACUCCAGUGGAGCGCAUUUCCAAGGGCGUUUCCAAUGGCGGCCUGGGCUUUCUGGUAGGGGCCAUCGGCUUGUCCAUCGGGAUCAUCUUCUGUGGUUUUGGCCUCGUCCUCUUCGGCCUUAAUCAGGCCGGCAUCAAUGGUGUGGGUGCGAUCAUCGCCGCACUCGCAUUCUUGGGUGUGGCCUUGGGUGUGGCGUUUGUCCUGGUGAUGAUGUUAAAAUCACUGGGGUAGGCACCACGGCGUCGUGACACACCGUACGUGUGAGACAGCUAGACAGACAGGUGCUUAGAGGGGGGGAAGGGCUGGUGGGGGCGACUAUCUCCCUUGUACAGACAUACGGUUUUGCUUACUUGACUCAUG